Dictyostelium purpureum is the source of this 833-nucleotide messenger RNA. RefSeq lists its product as uncharacterized. The record is from RefSeq and is a predicted model, not a curated record. NCBI's taxonomy places the organism in Eukaryota, Evosea, Eumycetozoa, Dictyosteliales, Dictyosteliaceae. The transcript has a single exon. Bases 1 to 801 code for a protein of 266 amino acids.
AUGGAAGCAAACAAUGUAGAUUUUUUAAUUCAACAACAAAAGGAAUAUGAAAGAUGGGUAGAUUUAAAAUUCUAUGGUGUUUUGUUAGUAAUAAUACCAACCACAGUUUAUUUAUUAAGAAGAUCAAAGACGUUCUACACAAUAAUACUAUUUUAUUUUUUUUACCGUACAUCGGAAGAUAAUAACUUUUAUUUAUGUUUAAAGAAAGAAAAUAAAAUAGUACCACAAUGUAUACAUUCAUCUCAAUUAAAUACAACCCGUAUUAUUCCUCAUCCAAAUUUCAGUUUCAAUAUCCCAAUAAAUAAAGAAAUAUUAGAAUCAAAAUUUAAUAAUAUUAAUAAAAAUAAUAAUAAUAAUAAUAAUAAAUAUGAUAAAUGCAAUGAUAUUAUUUUCUAUAAAAGAAGGAAUAGUGCAGGAUUAAAUAAACUGGUGCCAUUAUUUUAUAAUCAAUGUUAUAUUAAAUUAGAGAUAUCAGAUACAGAUAAUAUAUAUAUAGUUCCAACUUCACAAACCACCAAGGAUAAAGAGAUAUUGUAUUUAACAAAACCAGUUAUUGAUGGAGCAGAUACCGAUGUAUAUUAUUUAUUUUUGAUCCUCUUUCAAAUAUUUUAUGACAAAGUUUUAAACGAAAUUGGUAAACCUAAUAGAAACCUAAAAAAAGCAAUUAUAUCAUAUUUUAUAUUCUUUUUAUUCUUUCCAAUAAUACCAGUUUUAUUCAUCGCAGCUAAAUCCAUUUUCGAUCUAUACCCUAAACCCACCGAAUCAGAACUUUUGGAUUUUUAUUAUAAAAAUUCUAAAUAAAACUUUAAAAGAUUAAAUUUUUUUUUUUAACU